CCCUAAAUUUCAGCCUAUAUAACUCUACCUAAAAGUAUCACCCAUUUGAUCACCCUCUCUCUCUCUCUCUCUCUCUCUCUCUCUCUCUCUCAAAAGAUGGAAAUAAUCAAGCGAUCAGCGGAAAUUAAGCUAGUUUAGUUUUAGAGUAUUUAAUUCUAUAUGGUUUCCCUUCAAGCCUCUCUCUCCUAGACAUGAGAAAAACGACAACCCCUGAGUUAGAGGAUUCAUCAAACAAGAGAAAGUUGGAAAAGCCACUAGGUGAUGAAAAGUUUGACUUGGAGCUACACCUCGAGACUCCAUUACCUUUGGAAUGGCAAAGAUGUCUUGACAUUCAGUCAGGGCAGAUACACUUUUACAAUACGAGGACCCAUACGAGAACUUCAAAGGAUCCAAGGAGAAGCCCUGAACCCCAAAGCCCUGCUGGUCACAUGAGGUUAGACCUUGAGUUAAACCUACCAUGCGAUUCAGCAAGGAAAAUUGAUGCAACUGAUCAUCAUCACAAAUUCAACAAGGACAACUCUGUUAGCCCAACGAGGGGUGGCUCAGUUGAUAAGAAGAUCAACUCCUUAUCAGGAGGAUUAACGCAGAACCUUUCUUGGUUGGCAGUGGAGGUGGAUAAUGAGCAAGAACAGCAAGAGAUGGUAGCCACAGCGUGCAUGCGGUGCCACAUGUUGGUGAUGCUAUGCAAGUCAUCACCUGUAUGCCCUAACUGCAAAUUCAUGCACCCACCAGACCAAGUCCCUCCAAAACUAUUCAAGCAAAGUCCUAGCCUCCUGUGCUAGUGAGGAUCAUCAAGUUCUUAAGUUUAGCACAACAUCCACUCCGACGUGCGUUAAAAUUUGUAUUUCUCAAUUCCUCUUGAAAAGCUAAAUAGUCUGCUGCCCAGAGGUUUUAACUGAUAUAUAUAUAUAUAUAUAUAUAUAUAUAUAUGCUUCUUAAUCAGUUAAUCUCCAAAUGAAAAAUGUCUACCGAGAGAGAAAGAGUGAAAGAAACUAACUUAUAUAGUGCACUGACUUGUAUGGUAUAGAUACGGUAACGCUUUGUAUUUCUUAUUUUCUUUAAGCAAUCUGAUAUUAUGGUGUGUAAGAAAAUGGUGUCUCACUGAAUUCCAGCAAUUCAAUUUGCAAUUAAAAAAUCU
Molecule: messenger RNA, 1138 nt
Organism: Durio zibethinus
Lineage: Eukaryota; Viridiplantae; Streptophyta; Magnoliopsida; Malvales; Malvaceae
Molecular function (GO): protein binding
Source: RefSeq, a predicted model, not a curated record